GUUUGUGUCCAAAAUUUCUUUGUCAGAUGCCUCAUUUGCUUUACCCUUUAGCAGCACCAGCCGGUAGAUGAAAGUAUCGAACAAAGAUUUCCUUGAACUGCAGUGCAGAACAGUUCUGAGCGAUGGCAUCAAAAGGCACCUCAGCCCUGCAGCCAUACAGCAUUUGUCCUCUUGUGUCUGAUCAGGGGGUACAUUUUUAAUCUUCAUCAGCAGGAGAGUUGGCCUAAACAGUUACUACUGUUGCUCUUUAACCCAUUCUGAUGGAGUCCUCUAUUCAGCCGUGAGACUGUCCAUUGAUGAUGUGUCUGCUGAUGGUUAUUUAUGAACAAUUGAGGGCAGUUUAAGAAAAGCAUCAAACAGGAAUAAAAGCAUCAAAAGACUGUGCACUCGACUGACCCAGACGAAAUUCUUUAUGAGGACUCGGGAGAAACAGGAAUUAGAGAAUAAAAUCCCCUCAUAAUGUUUCUCAGUAGUGACACCAAUCCAGAUGAAGACGGGGAGGCGGCAGAGUCUCUCAGAUGUUCGCUGCCAGAAUUGUAUGCUUUUGCUGAGGAUUUUAAUAAGGACAGCAAGAAAUCAAAUCUCCUAAAAACACACAGUAUUUCACCUAGUGAAGCUCAGAAAAUGCUUAGUCAAAAUGUGAAUGCCAUGUCACUCACCAGUGGAACUGACGAUGUGAAGGGAGAACACCUCCAGCCUGUUUUUGUGUGCAAGGUGGUGAGAAAAGAAGAGGAGAAACCAGACUCUAUGACCGAACUGCUGUACCGAAGCUUGUUGACCAGCUCACUCUCUCCGGUGGAGAGACUCACCAGAUCCCAGCAGAGGCUCUUUCAAUGUGGGAUUCCUCCUCCUGCACACACUUUUCCCUAUGAGAUUCUCACCAAUCACUCCAAAUCUUUGUCACCAGUCCCCGUCCCCAUAGAUGAGAAGACUCAGAGUGCCAACAUAUUACACAUGCUCGGCAUUUCCAGGAUCAGGCCAGAAAAUUUUAUCUUUGAAGACAAAAUUGCUAAGUACUUCUUAGUUGAUCCAGAAAAACAAUUCAUGGAUCUAAGGGAUCUGGAAUGGAGAUACUACAAGGGGCUUGCGUCGUGGAAGCACAGUACUUUAGAUUCAUUCAUAGACAUAAAUUACGUCAGUGAGAAGAGAUUUGUGGCGAACCAGCAGAUGCCUGGUGUCAUUUACCCCCCUGUAGUUCGUAGGUCUUUAGUCAUUUACCCUCAAAUUGAUUAUCUAAAAAAAAAUGCAGCUUCUUCUUAAAUAAAAUAUGUAGUGUAUUAAAUGUUUUGGAUGUGGAUUUUGUUUUUGAGAACAUUGAACUUAUAUGUGAAAAGUAAAGAAGCAGAUGGAACAUAGGAACAGAGUCUAUACGAUAUUCAUGUAAAGUCCAAAAUUGAACCAUUAAUAUAGAGAACAAGAUUCAGAUUGAUCUGCUUAUAUAAGACCAGGUUUGGACCAGUGAAGCCCAUCUGGACCAGGGCUGAGGUAAAUCUAGAUCAUGUGAAAAGUAAGGGCACCUAUGAAGAACAACUACCAAGCAAGACUAGCUCUUUAAAAUGUUCUACGCACAUGAAGAAGUGUAUUAUCAUUUUUAAAAAGUUGGUAAAUUCAACAAAUCAAAGAAUUUCAACAAAUCAAAGAAUCUGAGGAUGUAGAGAUCAAUCUGAGAACUUAAAAAUAAUACGUUAACUGCUUAAAGACAUGAGGAAGGAAGUAGUAUUUACAAAACAAGAACAGGAAGAUUUGGGGAAAAAAAACAAAUUGGAAAUCUUGAAAGUGAAACAUAUAAUUAUUGAAAGUAAACCAAUAAUCAUAAUAACCCUCAAUAAAUUAUUGCAAUGGUAUACUGGAUGUAUCUUAAGAGAGAGGAUUAAUGACUUGAAAGAGCACUGAGAGAGAAGUUUCUAGAUCAUGGCGCAAUAAGACCAAAGGAGCAAAUUCUGAAAGAAGGAUUGUGGAGGGUAGAAUGAGAAGUUUAGAAGUCUAGCCACUGGAAGAUGCAGAAGAAAAAAGGGUGAACGGCAGUGUUUGAAAAUGAAAUGACUGAUAAUUUUCGAGAAAUGAUAUGAAUGAAAACUUGAAUGGAAAACCUCACUGAAUGACUGGCAAGAAAAUAGAAAUAACUCUCUACCCAGAAACACCGUAGCAUAACUGCACCACAGUAAGCAAGAAAGGAAAAUACAGAGAGAAUGAUGAAUUGCACACACACAAGUGACCGAUCAACAGCGGAGCUUCCAUUAACAGCACACUUCAGAGGGCGAUGGUGUCACAUACUCAAAAUGCUGAAGGAAAACACCUGGCAGCCUGAAACUCACCAGCCAGCCAGAUGUCCUUCAAAGAGCAGGGUUAAAAUAAAUACAUUUUAGAAAAAUGUAAAAGCCGAAACUGUUUACCACCCACAAUCUCUUACUGAAAAAACCACUAGCAAAGUAUGUAUUCUAGUAAGAACUGGGAGGAGUGCAAGAAAUAAUGGUGAACAAAUAAAUGAUCAAUAAUAUAUGUGUGUGGUUGUGUAGAUACUAAAAUAUAAUUCUGGAAUCGAGUUCCUGAUGUUUUAUUUAGAAAAUAUGCUUCCAUUUGGGGCGCCUGACUGGCUUAUUCGGAGGAGCAAGCAACCCUUGAUUUGGGGGUUGUAAGUUCGAGCCCCACGGUGGAUGUAGAGAUAUUUAAAAAUAAAAUCUUUUAAAAAUAUUUUUAAAAGAGGGGCGCCUGGGUGGCUUAGUCUGUUGAGCAACUGCCCUCGGCUCUGGUCACGAUCCCAGAGUCCUGGGAUCAAGACCCGUAUCGGGCUCCCUGUUCAGGGGGUCUGCUUCUCCCUCUCCUCCUGUUUAUGCUCUCUGUUGCUAUCUUUAUCUCUCUCUCUCUCUCUCCCAAAUAAAUAAAUAAAAGCUUAAAAUAAAAUAAGAUAAAAACAUUUUUAAAGAGAAAAUUUGCCUCAAUUUAAGUUUUUAUUCUGCAGUUUCCUAUUUUGGCACUAUUUUUUAAAAUCGGAUUUUGCCUUCAGCAUACUGAAUAUCUUCAGCAGGAGAUACUGUCUAGAAAUGGGCAUGAAGGGGUUUUCUAGGGUGCUCGUAAUAUUCUGUUUUUUCAUCCGUGUGCCCAAGUGUGUUGAGCAUGCAAAAAUUCCCCCAGCUAUGUACUCACAACUAUAAACUUUUCUUCAUGCAUGUUUUAGUUUUUUAAAAAAAGUUUUAAAAGUUGUCUGACCUUCAUACAAUGAAUUGGGGGGGCUCAUCUUAUGUGUGAAGCCAUCGCUAUUUAAAUAUUGGAAAUAUUUAUUCUUUAAAAUCUAGCUAGCGCUCAGUUUUAUAAACCACCUAGUCCUGCCAUCUUUCUUCCCAUUUUUACUGUGAAAAUAUUUAAAGUCAUAAAAAUAAAUAAAAUUGUGUAAUAAACAUACACAUACUCGGGGCACCUGGGUGGCUCAGUCGUUAAGCGUCUGCCUUUGGCUCAGGUCAUGAUCUCAGGUUCCUGGGAUCGAGCCCCGCAUUGGGCUCCCUGCUCUGCGGGAAGCCUGCUUCUCCCUCUCCCACUCCCCCUGCUUGUGUUCCUUCUCUCGCUGUGUCUCUCUCUGUCAAAUAAAUAAAUAAAAUCUUUAAAAAAAAAAAAAACAUACACAUACUCAUCACCUAGAUUCAACAUUUAUUAAGAUUUUCCCAAUGCGGGGCGCCUGGGUGGCUCAGUUGGUUAAGCAUCUGUCUUCAACCCAGGUCAUGAUCCCAGGGUCCUGGGAUGGAGUCCCACAUCUCCCACAUCGGGCUCCCUGCUCAGCAGGGAGCCUGUUUCUCCCUCUCCCUCCGCCCCUACCCCCUGCUCAUGCUCGCUCUGUCUCACACACUUUCUCUCUCUCUCUCAAAUAAAUAAAAUCUUAAAAAAAAAGAGAGAGAGAUUUUCCCAAUGCUUAGUUCAUCUGUUCCAAUCUGUUAUUGGGUCUGUGGUGUCUGCUGCAGUAUUUUAAAGAUUUUAUUUUAUUUUUUCAGAUUUAUUUACUUAUUUAUUUGACAGAGAGAUAGAGAGAGCCAGAGAGCACAAGAGGGAGGAAUU
Mirounga angustirostris (Northern elephant seal) is the source of this 4044-nucleotide messenger RNA. It is a transcript of the gene CUNH9orf153, whose product is annotated as chromosome unknown C9orf153 homolog. The transcript is spliced from 5 exons. The record is from RefSeq and is a predicted model, not a curated record. Bases 460 to 1260 code for a protein of 266 amino acids. NCBI's taxonomy places the organism in Eukaryota, Metazoa, Chordata, Mammalia, Carnivora, Phocidae.